GGACGUCAGUCGGUUGUUGGAGUUAACCGUCCGCUAAAUACAAGUUCUUAUACCGGAGAAAGACCGUGUUUAAUCUAGGAUUUUAGUCUGUAGACAACUAUUAGAGGCACAAAUUAGCCAAAUUAAAGCGGCCAUGGAGAUGAAAAAACAAAACUCGCCCACAUCUUCGUAUUCAUCUGACAAUGACAGCAGCUGCUCUGCCUCUGCUCCCGAUGCGUUCCCUCUGGAAAACUCCACCAACUUCUUGGCCCCUCACACCCCUGGCACCAUCAUCCCCAACCGGAUUUUUGUCGGGGGCAUUGACUUCAAGGUUAAUGAGAGCGACCUGAGACAUAUCUUCUCACAGUAUGGUGCAGUGAAGGAGGCGAAGGUUGUCUUGAAUCGCUCAGGAGCGUCAAAAGGAUAUGGGUUUGUUACGUUCGAAACUCAAGAAGAUGUCCUGAAAAUCCUCAGCAACGCUAACGGGUUUUGUUUCAAAGAGAAGAAACUCUUCAUUGGCCAAGCUGUGAAAAAGCAGAAACCAUCAGGACAAGCAAACCACCCUCAUAUGACCCCCAUUGAACCUGCCAUACCUCAUCAGAUGUCCUUUGGGACGUUCUACCUGACCACGUCCACAGGGUAUCCCUACACCUACCAUAACGGAGUGGCUUACUUUAAUUGUGCAAACAUGAACCCCGCUCCCCACCACUGGUCUUCUGCGCCUCAGCUGAUGCACUCUCAGUCCCAUCAGCCCAUUCACCACCAGCAGCCCGUGUAUCACCACUUCCAGAGCGUUCCAAACCAGUAUCAGUGGAAUACUGUUCAAGUGCCCUCUGGUGCAGCGAUCUACUCUCAGCAGUCUGAAUAUCUCAACCAGCCCACUGAUGGAGGCUCCUUCAUGUUUCCUGUGCCUGUGAUGGAGGCUGCCACACCACAGAAUCAGAUGUUUCCUCCUCACACCCAUCUGAAGACAAAGUACCGGCGCUGCUUUCACCGUAAAAACUGCAGCCAUCUGCCUGGAUCAUCGGAGACCCCCAAUAACUUGAUGUUCCAGCCCCCCCCAGCCUCUCCUGUAGGCUGACGUGUCGACGGGUUCUCACGUUCAUCACCCCCAGCACUCAGGUCAUUUCAGUCAGUUCCUCUCCAUGAAUUCAUCACAAUCGUUUCAGUUGUCUUACAUCGAGGCCCUCGCAAGCUGGACGGUUUGAAAAGGGGCAUUUUUAAGCCAGUUUUCUACCUUCUAAAAAAUAAGAUGCCUGAAGGUUAUUUCAGUGGGCAAUACAACCUGAAGAUGUGUAAAACAUCAAAUCUUCUUAGAAUAUCACAUUUGAAGAACAGAAGUAAGGAUCUGUUCUGUUAGAAAGCUGCUGCAGCAGUGUCCCAUCAUGACCCUGUUAGGUUUUCUCUUUUUAUUUUCAAGGAGGAAUCCUAACUAAAACUUUCCAAAUGUUCCCUAUUUCAAAGGAUCUGUUGUUACAGUCUUAAAACAAAACAUCUAAAAUUUGAACAGAAUCAACUUUGAAACUCGGUAUUGACCUGAACUCAGUUUGAAGUCUUUUCUGUUAAUCAGGAUCAAUUCCUGAUGUUUUUAUUUUACUUCUGAACCGGUAAAAAGUCUUUAGAUCAGUUUUACACAGGUGUUAGUGGACCUUACCAUGUCAGCUGUUACAGACUAAAGAGCGAUGCUGCAGUGACACACGCUGGAUCAGUGCUUUAAAGUAGAGCAACUCUGCUGGUUUUGCACAGCAGAAUAUUUGUUUGAGGCUGAAAGUGAUGCCUGUCAGCACCAGGAUGCUCUGAAUUUUAUCAUUUAGAAAGGUAUUAAAAAUAGUGCUGAUAAACUUGUUUUAAAGGAACAGUUUAUUUGUCAGCAUCCUGAGUUAAUAGCAGCUCAGUCCUGUUUUCAUUGUGUGAAACAUCUGUAUUUAGUGUGUUGAAGUCAGUCAGAAAUCUACUUAAAGGGAAUUUGUUUUUGUUUUUGAGCCAAUGAAAAGAAUACGUAAAAGUAUGUUGAGAAUAUUUUAAAGCUUGAUUUCUUUGGUUCAGUAGUUUACUGACUGUAGAAAAAUGUGUUCAAAUAAGAGAUGUUUUAGUAAUUAGAUUUUUCUUGAAGUUCUACAUUUUCUGAAUGUUACUGAGGAAUUUUUUAUCCAUUUGUUUAAAUAUUUUAUUUUUCACCAAAUAUUCAACAAGCUACCUUCGAUUUAGUAAAUUAUUCAGAUGGAAGUUGAAAUCUUUAAAUUUGCUUUUGUAUCAAUAGUCAACUCUGAAGCUUUAAUUGAAAAUUUAUUACACUUCUUGGGAAAAAAAACUUGUAAAUCUAGUUUUAUAACACUUUAAAGUCUGUCUGUGCUUCUGUAAUGUUGUUGCUUUUUAUUUAUGUGUCUUUAGAGUGAAGCACCGAGUAAAAUACUUAAAGGGA
Austrofundulus limnaeus is the source of this 2401-nucleotide messenger RNA. Its product is annotated as protein boule-like. Bases 134 to 1060 code for a protein of 308 amino acids. Gene Ontology annotation, biological process: 3'-UTR-mediated mRNA stabilization; positive regulation of translational initiation. The record is from RefSeq and is a predicted model, not a curated record. Gene Ontology annotation, cellular component: cytoplasm. The transcript is spliced from 10 exons. Gene Ontology annotation, molecular function: translation activator activity; mRNA 3'-UTR binding. Lineage: Eukaryota; Metazoa; Chordata; Actinopteri; Cyprinodontiformes; Rivulidae.